Astrephomene gubernaculifera is the source of this 649-nucleotide messenger RNA. The record is from the annotation of a GenBank genome assembly. NCBI's taxonomy places the organism in Eukaryota, Viridiplantae, Chlorophyta, Chlorophyceae, Chlamydomonadales, Astrephomenaceae.
AACGAAUAAAAGCAACCUCCAUGCAAUCCCUAGGGCUACAUCCGUUUCACGCGGAGUUCCACAGUCAUAGGAUAUAAAGCUCAGUAAGCUUAGUACGCCUGCUCGCUGGCAGGUCCGCAGUUCCUGCGGCCAGGCCUUCGACAGUAACUGACCACAUUUAUCAAGAAGGCUCCGCUGAUCUUUCUCAAGCGAGCAAGCAUACCUAUAUUGAGACUCGUAAGGAUUCUUCGGAAUCUGCAAGGAUGGGAGGCCAAAUCAUUGUCCACCCCAUGUUCGUGCACACGCUGCACGCCGGCCCCGAGGUACGCACGCUGGAGGAGGUGCCGCAAGACGUGCUGGAGCUCAUCGCAUCACGUGUACGUACGGCACAGGAGCUGUGCGUGCUGCAGUGCGUCAGCAAGCGCUGCAGGGAGGCUGCCAGCGCGGACGAGCUGUGGAAGCGGCUGUGCAUGACGCGCUUCGCAGUGCCGAGCAGCUGCUCGCCGCCCUCCUGGCAGCAGCUGUACAGGUUUAACUACGAGUUCCUGUACAAGGUGCUCCUGUCUCGCAGCUCGGAGCAGCUCUCCUCCGGCUUCUCGCGCUCCGGCUCGCGCUUCGUGGGUAUCGGCAUCGCCAUUAAUGCCUAGCCUACAACGGCUACAAACGAGAG